This is a messenger RNA of Emiliania huxleyi CCMP1516, 228 nucleotides long. RefSeq lists its product as hypothetical. NCBI's taxonomy places the organism in Eukaryota, Haptophyta, Isochrysidales, Noelaerhabdaceae. Gene Ontology annotation, molecular function: DNA helicase activity. The annotation marks the transcript as partial. The record is from RefSeq and is a predicted model, not a curated record. The transcript has a single exon. Gene Ontology annotation, biological process: chromatin remodeling; box C/D snoRNP assembly; regulation of transcription by RNA polymerase II. Gene Ontology annotation, cellular component: Ino80 complex; Swr1 complex; NuA4 histone acetyltransferase complex.
AUUGGCGUCGAGACGUCGCUGCGCUACGCCAUCCAGAUGAUCAUCGCGUCGGCGCUGGUUUGCGCAAAGCGCAAGGGCGUGGAGGUGGAGGUGGAGGACAUCAAGAAGGUGUACUCCCUCUUCGUCGAUGUCAAGCGCUCGACGCAGUUCCUCGUCGAGUACCAAAACGAGUUCCUCUUCUCGGAGAUGCAAGACAACGACGCCGACAUGACCGACGCGCGCACCUGA